AUGAUUGGACUGAGACAUAACGUGUCCAGGGGGAUGGAUAAACCACGAACAGCGCUGAUUAUAGAUGACGAUGAUGAUGAAUUGUACACGGGGUUUAAUGAUGUAUCGCCAGCUCUGGAUACGAGAGGCAUACAAGAGGAUACUGCUUUACAACAAACGUUGCGGACGGCUGGAAUAGGCAGACAAGCCCCUAGUAGGAUGGGAACUGGGAUGUUCCGUAUGGGCACGGUGAACGUUCGCGGCUCGCGCGCGGGUACAGCCGCGACCCGCCCCGUCACCGCGCACAGAGCUGCCGGCUACACUUCCACCACUAGAGACAGCAGCGCCAAGGAAGAAAAGAGAGAAGACACAAUAGAGGACAAGAUAAAACAAAUGGAAGCAAAAAUUAUGGUCCUAGUAGAGGAAUCUUGCAUGCUUAGUGCUCGAAUAUCCGACGACGACUCUAAUAGUAGUAAAAGGGAACAAGAUCUUACACAGGCUUUAGCUAAGGCCCAGGAAGCAUCCACUCUAGAACGACAAUUAAUAAGGAUGCAAGAACAAGCCAAUUUAGGGGACUCUCAUAAUUUAGAUCUUACUUUCUGUGUUCUUUGCAAUUUAGCGGACCAAUACGCACUCAAUGAAAUGUAUACAGAAGCAUUAAAUACCUAUCAAUUGCUCACAAGGAAUAAAUUAUUCCCCCACGCAAAUAGACUGAAGGUGAAUAUGGGUAAUAUAUAUUUCAAAAUGGGAGAGCAUCCAAAAGCACUCAAGUUAUACAGAAUGGCAUUGGAUCAAACGCCUACCGCAGAAAAAGAUUUAAGAAUGAAAGUGAUGCACAACAUAGGACUACUUCUGGUACGAAUGGGAAAGUUCCGUGACGCUGUCACUAAUUUCCAACAUAUUAUGCACGAGCAGGGCGAUUUUCAGACAGGUCUGCAUUUGGUUCUCUGUUCUGUCGCAUUAGAUGACGCAGAAGGUGGAAAAGCGGCUUUUCAUUCCAUGCUGGACGUUGAACUCCCGAAUUAUCACCAUGAUAUAGCAAUAGAUGAUGAGAGCGACGCAUACGAGUGCGUAGUGCGCGACGUGGUGCGCGGCGACCGGCUGUCGCGGUGGUCGCGCGCGGCGGCCGCGCACGCGGACCGCUGCCUUGCGCUGGCCGCCGCCGCGCUGGCCAGGCCGGCCGCUCGCCACCAGCGGGAUGAUGACUUGGGUGGUGCGUCCUGGUGCGUGGAAGCACUUCGAGGGUACUCCGGAGGCGGGGCUGGCGCGCGAUUAGAACUAGGCAGCGCUCUAGCGUCACUACGUAGUGCUACCGCAGCUGGCGGGGGCGGUAUGGCCACAGGGCUGAAAGCGCUGCAGCGGCUGAAAGCGGUGGCGAGGGCACACCCUAACGACCGCGUUCUGCGUGCAGAAGCAAACGCUGAUGCAGCAUUUGUCGCUUACGCGCUGGGAAAAUGGUCUGAAGCAAAAUCAUUAAGUGAAGCUGCAUGCCGAGAUGAUCCCUACUCAUGUCCAGCGCGAGUCACCUCUGCGCUUUCUGAACUUGCCUCAGCCGGGAACGCAAUCAGCGACGGCAUCGCUAAUAUCCUCAACCAAUUGUCGGCGGCCACGCAUCUUGAUCCCGCUGACCUUGUUGCUAUGCACGAUAUGGCGCUGGCGCUGGAGGUGUCGGGUGAGGAGGGCGGCGCGGAGGCGCGCUGGAGGCGCGUGCGCGGCGCGGGUGGCGCGGGCGCCACGCUUCGCGCAUUGGCCGCCGCCGGCCUGGCGCGCCUCUCGCGGCUGGCGGCCCGGGACGCUGCUGCCGCUAGCGCCGCCGACCACUGGUACAGUAUGAUAGGCAACUGGGACGCGGGUGUGUCGUGUGCGCUCGCGAACUUGCACAGCGAGCUCGGUGAUACGCACACCGCUAAACAUCAUUAUCAAGACGUAGAAGCAGUGUGGCCGUGCGAAUUGACCGCAUUGCAAUGGUUGGCUGGCGAGUCCACACCGGAGGAGGCGUUGCAGUACUACCGGCGGGCUGCACGCUUGCAGCCCAAUAAUCCGCAAUGGGGUCUACUAAUCGGAGGCUGUUUACGCGCCAGCGGUCGCUACCAGGAAGCUCUUGGACUCUACAAGAAACUCAACGCCAGGUUUCCAGAUGAUAUUCAAUGUCUGAAGCACAUAGUAAAACUAUGCGGUGAUCAGGGCUUGUCUGAGACCAGUGUGUGGAAUCGUGAGCUGCAGCGCGCAUUGGCGAAAGCGAAACAACAGGAACGAGUUAACAUCACAUCAGCGAGUAGCUUCUCAUCUGGUACAAGUCAAUCGCCAAUAGAAUCAAUGCGAGCGGCGUCCCGAGGCGAAAGCGCAGCAACAGGAACGCGGCGGCCGAGCGAGAGUCGGCUGCAAACUGGAAAUACUAACACGAGCGGUGUGAACGAGUCGAUGCAGCCAGUAUCACGCUUUGUGAAACGACAAGAUACUAAGAAGAGAAAUGAUAUGUGGGAAGACGAUCUACCUCUUCCCCCAGAAUAACAGGGAAAAGCAAGCAUUACUAUUAUAUGUCUACAUGUUCUUCAUAUUUAAAAUCCACUUUGUAUAUUUUGUAAUUUUUCACGUGAAAUAAACGUUAAUGUAUGUUAA
Zerene cesonia (dogface butterfly) is the source of this 2598-nucleotide messenger RNA. It is a transcript of the gene nompB, whose product is annotated as intraflagellar transport protein 88 homolog. NCBI's taxonomy places the organism in Eukaryota, Metazoa, Arthropoda, Insecta, Lepidoptera, Pieridae. The transcript has 19 exons. Gene Ontology annotation, molecular function: kinesin binding. The coding region runs from base 1 to 2490 and encodes 829 amino acids. Gene Ontology annotation, biological process: intraciliary transport; non-motile cilium assembly. The record is from RefSeq and is a predicted model, not a curated record. Gene Ontology annotation, cellular component: ciliary base; non-motile cilium; centriole.